This is a messenger RNA of Onychostoma macrolepis, 1169 nucleotides long. RefSeq names its product vacuolar protein sorting 25 homolog (gene vps25). The transcript has 6 exons. The coding region runs from base 45 to 569 and encodes 174 amino acids. Gene Ontology annotation, cellular component: ESCRT II complex. The record is from RefSeq and is a predicted model, not a curated record. NCBI's taxonomy places the organism in Eukaryota, Metazoa, Chordata, Actinopteri, Cypriniformes, Cyprinidae. Gene Ontology annotation, molecular function: structural molecule activity; protein homodimerization activity. Gene Ontology annotation, biological process: protein transport to vacuole involved in ubiquitin-dependent protein catabolic process via the multivesicular body sorting pathway.
CGGAGCGGAAGCAGAUUCCCGCAACGGAACUAGACAGAUCUGCGAUGAGUUUUGAGUGGCCCUGGCAGUAUAACUUUCCUCCGUUUUUUACAUUGCAGCCCAAUGUUGACACGAGGCAGAAGCAGCUGGCGGCCUGGUGUUCGCUGGUUCUGUCCUUCUGCAGACAGAGCAAGCUGUACACGCUGGACCUGCUGGAGGCGCAGGAGAGCGCCGUCUUCAACAACCACAAAAUACACAGAAAACUUUCUGUCGAAGCCAUACAAGUAGUUUUUGAAGAACUGAGAAAGAAAGGAAACCUGGAAUGGUUGGAUAAGAAUAAAUCCCGAUGUCUUGUAAUGUGGAGGAGACCAGAGGAGUGGGGCAAACUCAUUUAUCAAUGGGUUUCCAAAAAUGGCAUGGUCAACUCAGUGUUUACACUUUAUGAACUCACUAACGGAGAUGACACAGAAAAUGAAGAGUUCCACGGUCUGGAGGACUGGAUGCUGCUGCGGUCACUGCAGGCCCUGCAGGCUGAUGGGAAGGCAGAAAUUAUUGCUAUGGAUGAUGGAAAAGGUGUCAAGUUCUUUUGAAUCAGGCUUUGUGAAGUCAGACUUUGGGGAGUGUUGGGUCUCUGUCAGCCCAACAUCGUCUCAGUCCACUUGGGAUCUUUCCAGACUCUAUAUUACACUCCGCCACUAAAUCAAGUCAUUAUUUGGCACACAUGAGCCCAAACUAAAUUAAAGGGUCUUCCUUGUUGGAACAUGUUUAAAUCGGUGGUUUUACACCCGUUCCUAAGCAGACAAAGUGAAAUGUCAGACCUAAACUAAGGAAUGCGAUUAUCUCAAUGCAGACCCAGACUAAAUGAUUUUUUUUGUGUACGUAUGUUUUUAUCCCAAUCCUUUUAUUGCUGUAAAUCCCGAAGGACUCUCGUUCUACUUGAACAUUAGUUCUGUGUAGAACCACGAAGCUAGAAACGGUCUUCGUGAGUCCUGCGAAGCUCCCUGGCUAAGAUUACGUGUUCUCCAGUAAACGUCGUGUUCCUGACGGCAGUGGAAUUCAUAUCAACGUUUUGCUGAAAUCUGGUAGCAUUCACUCCUUCCCCGGCUGUCACUGUAUCCUCUCAUCUUUUAUACCGAUGUAAUACUGUACAAAUAAACGAGGGAGACGUUUUCAGUUCUCUCCUGCAAACC